This is a messenger RNA of Closterium sp. Yama58-4, 342 nucleotides long. The record is from the annotation of a GenBank genome assembly. NCBI's taxonomy places the organism in Eukaryota, Viridiplantae, Streptophyta, Zygnematophyceae, Desmidiales, Closteriaceae.
GCGGCAGCACCAACACCACCGACAGCAGCAGCAGCAGCAGCAGCAGGCACAGCAGCAGGCACAGCAGCAGAAGCGGAAGAAGGAGCCACACGUAACCCUUCCAAUGUUCUGGUAGCAUUAACAGCAGCGAUAGCAGCUGCAACAGAAGCUCAUCUAGGACGAGCAGAAUCUGCAGAAGCAGCAGUAGCAGUAGCAACGGAGCAGCGGAUGAGUUUGAAUGCGUUUGCGACUGAGAUGCGUACUCUGUCCAUGUCCUUGGCCUCAGGGAUGAGUGGUGAGGCAGCCGUAGCAGCGGCCGCAGCAGCAGCAGCAGCAGCAGCAGGGGCAGCAGCAGGGGCAGCA